Bursaphelenchus okinawaensis is the source of this 2469-nucleotide messenger RNA. The record is from the annotation of a GenBank genome assembly. NCBI's taxonomy places the organism in Eukaryota, Metazoa, Nematoda, Chromadorea, Rhabditida, Aphelenchoididae.
AUGGAUUCGUUUACAUUGGAGUGAGUUUAUCAAUGUUUUGUAAAGUUUCGACUAAAAUCAAGGUUUCUACAAGUUGUGAAGACAAUGACUUCGUUUUGCUAAAAAACCAAAGUUUCAGCAAUUUGAGUCGGAUCAGUCGAAUGAAAAGGUACUACAUGGACGAGAACAACAUGAACAACACCGAGUUGGACCCGUGUUUAGCAGCAAAAGUUCGUCUGAAGCAUCCCAGUGAUUGCAGGUAUGUAACAUAAUAUACUUCUCGUUAUAAGUCUAGUUUUAGCUUCUGGAACUUUGCCAAAUUUUGCACAGCAUUGACAGUGGCAUUGCUGAUUGUGAUCUUAUUGAUCGUUUUGUUGUUUGCUUUGUCCGGGUCAUCUCCUGAGACAUCUACGACGACUAGUACCACUACAACAACGCGGAUGCCGUUCAACAAUAUUGUGCUUCGGCCUGGUAUGGAUGCAGUUGAAAUACGUGGGGAAGCUUACAUUGUACGGAUUUAUUUUGUUUUUGUGGUAAUAUAGCUUGGGGUUUGUGGUUGGUUUCAUACGUAAUAAUGUUAUGUUAGGUCUAAUAUUGGCUGAUUUGUUGAAAACUUUGUAUUUUUCGAUAGGGAAUGAAAGAAAAUUGAAGUUUUUUAAAGUUCUUAGUUAAAGUAGAAGUUUCUACACAAAAUAAAAGAUAGUGUAACAAUAUAUAAAGUUAUAUACUUCUUGAAAUAACGUUUAGUCAAGUGUAACGUAAUAUUGCUUAUAUGACGUUUUUAACGAAUAUUUUUAGCCAAGAAAAGAUUUGACAACCUCAACUACCAGGAUGCCUUUUACACCACGAACAAGAACGAUCGUUUAUACUGAACGUUACAACUUUCGCAUUGGAUUCACUGAACCUACCACAACAUCUACUACAACUUCGACCACAACAACCACUUCUACCACGACAAUUACGACCACUACAACAACUCAGGCAACUACUGUUGCGACUACGACGAAGGCUGCGGAUGUUUUUGAGGUGAGGGCUUUGCUGAGGAAGGGGAUUCAUAUUGUUUGAGGGGAAAAACAUGGGUCUGGUUUGAUAUUGAGCAAGUUAAUUUUAAUAAAAAUUGAUGGAAAAUACAUUUUAGAUAAUAUUUUUGAAAAGUUGUUGUAUUUUACAUCUAUUUUUUCUUAAACUAUUAAUUUUACAUCAAUCUUUGACCUAAAAUAUUAAAUUUUAUCAUUUACAGACCUGCGAGACCUACAUGAACCGCGGACUUCACACUUCAGCUGUCUACAAUCUGAACAUUUCUCCAAUUGGCAAGUUCCAAGCAAAAUGCGAGUUCAACCAAGCUGACAGAGAUGCAUGGAUGGUGUUCCAAGAACGCAAUGUUAUCGACGACAGUUUUGUGAAGAGGUCAUUCGACGAAUACGGUAAUGGAUUUGGCGAUCCGAAGGGCAAUCAUUGGUUGGGAUUGGAGAAGCUUCACGCUAUUCUUCAGCACGACCGCAAAUUGAUCAUGAGAGUUGAGAUAGAGGUGGAGAAGUGCAACAAGUCGAAUAGUGUUACUGAGGGAGCGGAUUUGUUUUUGAUUGGAGAUUUUGAAUUUAAUGUAAGUUGGCAUUAGUAGUUAUCUUUAAUUUAAGGUUCUUUUACAAGUUUGAUUGAAAGGCAACUUGUUUUUGAAUAUUUCUUUUGUAAAUAUUGUAGUAAGUAGUUGGUUUUAGUCAUAACUUUUUUCAAAUGCUAACUAGCUGCUUUAAAUUUUCUGCGGUUAUACACCGUAGAUUGGAUCAAUUAAUAAAAUUUAAAAAACUUUAAAAUUUAUGGUUUUAGUAAAGUUACAGUAAUAUUACAGUACUUACUUUUGAAUGUGUUGUUCUCCUAUUUAAAAAUGUAACUAAAAUUAAAUGUUUUGGCAUUUUCAGAUCUCGGACAAAGAAACCUUUUACAAAUUGGACUCUACAUACAUUAGCGGAAACUUUACCACCCCAUUUGAUAGUUUGGUCGAUAAUAAUGGUCAACCGUUUGCGACGUCUGAUAUCCAACAUGACAGUCCUGUUGAUUGUGCCACUCGCUACAUGUUGGGGUAUAUUUCUUAUCUGUUGUUGAUUAAGGUUUUUAUGGGGAAGAGUUUGCAAUAAUAUUGGUCAUGGGUUUAGAAAAUUUGUAAUCGAGUUUAAAAUUUGGAGACUUUGGACUGAGUUAUAUUUUUUAAAAUUUAUUUGUUUUAAAAAACUAUUUUAUGUCGUUAUGUUGUAAAUUAGGUAUAAAUUAGUUUUUGAAACAAUAUAUCAAUUUUUUUCUUUCAGAGGCUGGUGGCUUGGCAAAGGCGCCCAAUGCUCAUGGUUAGCUUUGAACGGUGAUUGGAACCCUUCAUAUUGCGCUAUCUACAAGGGAGCUAACGUCCAUGAAUUGAGACAAAAUCCGGGCAGAGGAAAACGCAAGGACUUUUACCACCACCCAAAGAGCACCAAAAUGAUGGUCAAACUGGUUUGA